This is a messenger RNA of Morone saxatilis (striped sea-bass), 1355 nucleotides long. RefSeq names its product complement C1q subcomponent subunit C-like. Gene Ontology annotation, molecular function: protein binding. The transcript has 7 exons. The record is from RefSeq and is a predicted model, not a curated record. Bases 166 to 891 code for a protein of 241 amino acids. Lineage: Eukaryota; Metazoa; Chordata; Actinopteri; Moronidae.
AUUGCAGAACUACAUACAGUCGGCGCAGAAAAUAUUUUCUGACGUAAGAGCUGCUGAAACUUUGGUUUUGUGUCGGCUUCCUCCUCUGGCUGCUGCAGGACUCGGAGCUUCUCUUCAGUUUGCUAUAAACUCACCGCUGUGGGUUUCAUUUAUCUGUUCUCCAUCAUGCCCCAGCAUUGUUUCCUCAUAAUCAGCACCCUGCUCUCACUGGCCAUACACCAGCUGGUUGCCAUGGAGAGCUGCCCAGCAACAGGGAUGCCAGGAAUGCCAGGUAUUCCUGGGAUGCCUGGCAGAGACGGUCGGGACGGAGGGAAAGGAGACAAAGGAGACCCAGGAACAGUGGGGCACGUUGGCCUUGGGUUUCAGAAGGGGGACAAGGGGGACCCAGGGCUGAUAGGAUUCUCUGGUAAACGAGGCCAGAGCGGAGACCCAGGGGACCCAGGCAUUCCAGGGGUUGCCGGACCUCAUGGAGAACCAGGAGAACCAGGGACUAUUGGCGUCCAGCAGCAGGCAGCCUUCAGUGUGGCCAGAGGAACUGAACAAUACCCGGACAAAGCCAGCAUCAUUCGGUUCACCAGCGUCAUUACCAAUAUCAACAAUGACUACCAAACAGAGACAGGGCGCUUCAGGUGUCGGGUCCCAGGAACGUACUACUUUGUGUUCCACGCUUCUUUAGAGGACAAACUGUGUGUGCUGAUGAAGGUGGACCAAACACUCGUGACAUCAUUCUGUGAUCAUCGCCGUGGCAAGAGACAGACGACUGCGGGCAGCGUGGCGGUCUACCUGUCGAGGAAUCAGGAGGUUUGGCUGGAGACUAAAGACUACAGAGGGAUGACAGGAAGACCUGCUGGUUACAGCAUCUUCUCUGGCUUCCUGCUGCAUCCUCACUGAAUCACAGGACUGGAAAUACAAAACAGCCUUAUUAUAGUUUUACGGCAACACUUCAAGUCUGCAACUACUGACAAAAUAAUGUCUUCCUUUCGUUUACACUGACCAUAAAAAAAGUAUGUUGCUUUUCAUUUACACAUUUCUUUUUCCUUUAUUUUACUAGUUAAAAUCUUAUUGUGAUUAAAAUCUAUUUUCAAAAGAGAGAUCUGUCAAAUGAGGAAGAUUAAGGAUAUUUUUACAAUAUUAAUAAUAAUAAUAAACUGUCACAUGCUACAAAAAGGUAUACACACUAUCAUUUUAAGAUGAAUAAGCAGGUGUGUGUAAACUGAAAUGAAUUAAACAAUACAUUUAAAAACAAACCUAUUGACACAUUCUUUUUAUGCAUAUUGUAUGAGCAUUGUUGGGAGAACCAGAACAACUGCAAUGUGAUUGUUGUGCACAUGAUAAAUAAACAACUUGAAACGAGA